Messenger RNA from Penaeus chinensis, 3361 nucleotides. RefSeq names its product presequence protease, mitochondrial-like. The transcript has 2 exons. Gene Ontology annotation, cellular component: mitochondrial matrix. Bases 152 to 3199 code for a protein of 1015 amino acids. The record is from RefSeq and is a predicted model, not a curated record. Gene Ontology annotation, biological process: protein processing. Lineage: Eukaryota; Metazoa; Arthropoda; Malacostraca; Decapoda; Penaeidae. Gene Ontology annotation, molecular function: metal ion binding.
ACGCGCUGUUUACAUCACCCGGCGAACGCGUUGCGGACGUGAGGAGGCGACCAGGGUUGGGAGGCAGUCGACAUUUCAUGCUGUUUUAAUGAGUCAAGUGAUUGUCUUCAUAUAUUUAAUCGAAUAAGGGGUUCGAUAAGAAGAUACGAGGAUGACUUUAUCAAGAUUUCUGCGAGUUGCUUCGUCUGUAAGCAAGAGAUUAUCAACGAGAUAUGGCAGAAGGAAUCCGACUCUUGUCUCUGAGGCAAAAUACAGUGUUGCAUCAGCAGUAAAAGGUGUGAAUGCCGAGUUCCGUGUUGGUGAUGAAGUGUCAGGAUUUGCUGUGAAGGAGAUACAAGAUGUUCCAGAACUACAGCUAACAGCAAUUCGCCUCCAGCAUGUAGCCACAGGUGCCGAUUACAUGCACAUUGCCAGAGAAGAUUCAAACAAUGUGUUUUGUGUGGGGCUAAGAACUACUCCCAUGGAUUCUACAGGUGUGCCACACAUUCUGGAACACACAGUCCUCUGUGGGAGCAACAGUUACCCUUGUCGAGAUCCUUUCUUCAAGAUGCUUAACCGAUCUUUAUCUACUUUCAUGAAUGCUAUGACUGGUAGUGACUAUACCAUUUAUCCCUUUUCCACUCAACAUCCUAAAGACUUUUAUAACUUGAUGUCUGUGUAUUUAGAUGCAGUGUUUAAGCCCAACUUAUCAGAGCUUGACUUCUUUCAAGAAGGCUGGAGAUUGGAGCAUGAGGAUGUAAAUGAUCAGUCGUCUCCAAUUGUAUUCAAAGGCGUAGUAUUCAAUGAAAUGAAGGGAGUAUUUGCUGACUCACAGCGUCUUUUCAUGCAGAAAUUGCAGAAUGGUCUGUUGCCCUCACAUACAUAUGGUGUUGUUUCAGGGGGGGAUCCACUUUCGAUUCCUAGUCUGACUUGGCAACAGUUGAAGGACUUCCAUGCUUAUCAUUAUCAUCCAAGUAAUGCUCGAUUUUAUACCUAUGGAGAUCUGCCACUUGCUGAGCAUCUAAGAUUUAUUAAUGAUAAAUAUCUUCAGGAAUUUUCCAAAAUCAACCCAGGAACUGAAGUGCCUGAUGAACCAACAUGGUCAGAACCAAGAAGUGACCACAUAGUUUGUGGCCUUGACCCCAUGGGUGCAUCUGAUGCACAGAGUAGCAUUGCAGUUUCCUACAAGUUAGCAAGUAUAACUGAUCCCUUUGAGACUUUUGUUCUUCAGAUCCUUGGGGAGCUUUUAAUGGGUGGUCCCAAUGCUCCCUUCUAUAAAUCACUGUUGGAGCAGCAGUUAGGCUCCAGUUUUUCCCCCUCUGCUGGGUUUGACAGUCAUACCCGGAACACUACAUAUACAGUAGGUCUCCAAGGGGUCAGAUGUGAAGAUACUGAAAAAAUCAGAGAGGUUAUAGAGGAAACAUUUGAUAAGGUGAUAGAAGAGGGUUUUCCAAAGGAACGCAUUGAGGCUGUGUUACAUAGUAUUGAACUUGCUGUCAAGCACCAAACUUCCAGUUUUGGUCUUGGCUUGGUGAUGUCCCUUACACCACUCUGGAAUUUGGAUGGUGACCCAGUGGAGGCUCUGAAAAUCAACAAGAAUUUGGAAAAAUUUAAGGAGUGCAUCCAACAGAACCCUAAAUUCUUGCAGGAGAAGGUCAAGCAAUAUUUCAAAAAUAACAGUCACAAAUACACUUUAACAAUGGCUCCACAGGAAAGUUAUGAGAAAGAAUUACAGGAAAAAGAAAUUGAGCUUCUUAAAAGCAAGAUCGAAUCACUUACAGAGGAAGAUCGAAAGAGGAUUUGGGAGAUUGGAAAUACACUAACUAAGAAGCAAGAAGAGGAGGAGGAUAUUUCAUGUCUGCCAACUCUGAAGGUAUCGGACAUUAACCGUAACAUCAUUCCAACACCAGUAACUAACAUCAGCCUUUCUGGUGGAGUGCCAGUUCAAAUAUGCCAUCAGCCUACUAAUGGCAUUACAUACUUCUCAGCAGUCCUCAAUACCCACAACAUUCCUGAUCGUCUCCACUCAUUAGUACCAUUAUUGUGCGGGGUCCUUACACGAAUGGGUGCUGGUGACUUGGAUUUCCGCCAGCUUGACCAAGAGAUAGAUUUGUCAACUGGAGGUCUACAUGCUGCUACCCACCUUGUCAGACACCCUAUUGAUGUUGCACAGUAUGAACAGGGAAUUCUCCUUUCCUCUCACUGCUUAGAUAAAAAUUUGACCCGCAUGCUCGAUCUAUGGACAUUGAUAUUAAAUCAUAUUAAACUGGAUGAUUUGCAGAGGUUUGGAACACUAGUCAAGAUGAUUGCGACAGAUCAAGCAAACAGUCUAGUAUAUUCUGGUCACAGAUAUGCUAUGACUGCUGCACAAUCAUCCACAAGUUAUGUUUCAGCUCUCAGUGAACAGUGGAGUGGAUUGACAAAUAUUCGGCAGAUGAAAGAGUUCAGUGAAUUGGAGGAUCCAGGUGAGGUUCUUGAGAAGCUACAAGAACUGGCUCAGCUGCUACUAAAUCGAGAGCAGAUGAGAGUGUCUGUUAACAUGUCAUCAGAUAAUCAUGAUGGUGCUGUUAAAACCUUCGAAAAUUUCUUAGCCAAUCUUGCAGGAGACCCAAGUCGUGAAUCCUCUCUGAUAAAUUUAACUGAUUCCUACACCCCUCACACAUCAAGAACACAUCAUGUAUUUCCAUUUCCAGUAAAUUUUGCAUCAAAAGCCUAUGCAGGAGUCCCUUACGCUCACUCAGACUGUGGAGCUCUACGUGUGCUGUCUCGUCUGAUGUUCCGCUUCUUGCACAGGGAGAUCAGGGAAAAAGGAGGUGCUUAUGGUGGUGGGGCUGCUUAUUCUCCAGGUGGAAACUUUUCAUUUUAUAGCUACAGAGAUCCCAACUCAACUCAGACGUUAUCCACUUUUGAUGCAGCUGUGGAGUGGGUGUUAUCAGGUGGGUUUUGUGAGAGAGAUGUUGAAGAAGCAAAGUUAGGGGUGUUUCAGGCUGUUGAUGCCCCAGUGGCUCCUGCAGCAAAGGGGAAACGCCUCUUUCUUUCUCAUGUCUCAGAGGAACUCUUUGCCGACCAUAGGAGACAGAUUUUGGAUACAUCACCUCAAGACCUAGUGAAAGUAGCUCGUAAUUAUCUAAGGGAUGCAUCUAUAGAAGGGGCAUGCCUCAUUGGUCCAGAAAAUGAGAAAAUUGAGCAAGAUCCAUUCUGGCAAACUGCAAGAAACUAAGUAAUAAGAUUUUAGAGUGGAUGAAAGUUUACUCUGAGAAUUGUAAGAAAGGAAUUUAAUUUAGCUUCCCUCUUAUAAAUGUCAUAUCAUGGAAUGUUGAAUAGAGAUAUUGUAAAUAUAAUAUUGUAUAUUAAAUUUGUACAGUAAAUAUGUGAAAUAUAA